UCAGAUGCCUGACUUUUGAAUGUUUCUGAAAGCAAGCAUGUUGGUGAACACCUUUAUUUUAUUGUCCAUUCUGAUAUAUGUUUCAGGAACAUUAUAUGGGCCAAGGCUGCUGAUAAGUCAUGAUGGAGGAUCAGUGACAAUCAAAUGCUACUAUAAAACUACCACAGCCAAUAGACAUGGCAGAAAAUAUUGGUGCAAGGAAUCAUACACCCCUAGAUCUUGCCAGACUAUCAUUUCAACUAACCGUUUCACCCACCAAGACUAUGAAGGAAGAGUGUCAAUGCAUGAUAGCCCUCAAAAUGGGAUUUUGCAAGUGGUGAUGACACAGCUGGUGAAGACAGACUCCAGUAAUUACAGAUGCGGCAUUGGCAAUACAAAUAAUGGUUUAUAUGCUGGAGUGAAUCUAACCAUUUGGGAAGGUCCAAAUCUGCCUGUAUCACCUGAAAUUUUUUGGGGUAAAUUGGGAGGCUCAGUGAUGAUCCAAUGUCCAUCUGAAACUGCUGGCAUAAAUGGGACGAAAUUCUUUUGCAAGAUGAGAAGAUCUGGCUGUUCUCCCAUACUAGAGACUAGCAUGAAUGGGAUAAAACAGCAGGAAGGAAGAAUUAUUUUUACUGCUGGAGAUAGCUCAGAAACUUUCAAAGUCUUCAUAAACGAACUGAGAAGAGAAGAUAAGGGGAUGUAUAAAUGUGGAACAGGAACACUUGAUAACAAUGCGAGCUCAAGAACCAUACAACUGGAAAUUACAGAAGAAUCUGUUUUCUCCAAUAUCUUAAGUGAUGCAAAAGCCAUAUAUGAACUACCAACAAUCAGUACAUCCGGGGACAGAUAUAUGACAUCUACAAAUGUGACAUCUACAAAUGAAAUGUACAAUGAAAGAUUUUCUAAAACUGAACUAAAUCCACUUCCAAUUGUGAUACCAGUUCUUGUUGUACUUCUUGUUCUUGCUGCCAUUGUUUCAACUAUGAUUCUUAAGAUAAGGAAGCGAAAGAAGGAUGCCUCAAGUGACAUUCCUGCAAGAAAUCCUGAAGGAGAAAUACGACUGACUGGCCAAAAGCGUUCAGAGGAGCAUCCCAGGGAGGAGCACAUAGGAUCAGCAAGUGAACAGGAAUCUGCUUUAUACACUGACAAAGAGGUCCCAGUUGCACCUGACUAUUGCUUGCUUGGCCAUAUUCCAAAUCCUGAAGACUUGAGAGAAACUGACUGACUGCCUUUCACAUUGUUUGCAUACGCUUAAUAGAGAAUUUUCAUAUAUAUAUAAGUUCUGUUUGUUUCAAAACUCUCUCUCUCUCUCUUCAUUCUGUGGCUGACAGGCAGCCUUUCUUAUCACAUUUCCCCCUCCUGAUAUUGUAGCACCUCAGUCAUUAAAUUAAAUUAAAUCAGAAAUGCCAUAUGAGGCAGAUUUAUCUUUAAAAUAUCAACCAGGAUCCACACAACUGCAAAACGAAUAGUUCUGUGUGCACUCAAGGGGUUUUUGGAUUUAUAUGUGUGUUGAGCAGUAGCUUUUAGAAAUUAAGGGAAG
This is a messenger RNA of Rhineura floridana, 1519 nucleotides long. Its product is annotated as polymeric immunoglobulin receptor-like. Gene Ontology annotation, molecular function: transmembrane signaling receptor activity. Gene Ontology annotation, cellular component: plasma membrane. Lineage: Eukaryota; Metazoa; Chordata; Lepidosauria; Squamata; Rhineuridae. The transcript has 7 exons. The record is from RefSeq and is a predicted model, not a curated record. The coding region runs from base 20 to 1204 and encodes 394 amino acids.